AUGGGGCCGAGGGCGUCCCUGAGCCGGCUUCGGGAGCUCUGCAGCCACUGGCUGCGGCCGGCUCUGCACACCAAGAAGCAGAUCCUGGAGCUGCUGGUGCUGGAACAGUUCCUGAGUGUGCUGCCUCCCCACCUCCUGGCCCGGCUCCAGGGCCAGCAGCUCAGGGACGGCGAGGAGGUGGUGCUGCUGUUGGAGGGUGUCCAGAGGGAGUCUAGCAACGUGGGGCCACUGGACUUUAGUUUUAAUGCUGGCAAGAAUUGUCCCCGUGCAGACAUCACCUUGGAGGAACAGGGGGGCCCUUCCCAGGUCUCCAGCCACAGCCCCAAAAAAGAAAUGCCCUCAGAAGGGCCUCCAGCCGUGGAGCCACCAAAUGAACUCCCACCAUCCCAGCCAGGACCUUCCAAGCCUGCUGAGCUGGGGGCCUGGAGACAUUCCCCAAGUUCAAAGCAGCCCCAGAGCCCAGGUCCCAAGAGGACAUUUCAGGCCCUGCAAGAGAGCGCCCCCCAGAAUCCCCCGCUGUGGCCGGAGGAAAACUCCCGGGAUCAGGAGCUGGCAGCUGUGCUGGAAUCCCUGACCUUUGAAGAUGUCCCAGCGAAGAAGUCUUGGCCUGUGCACCCUCUGGGACUUGGAAGCAGAACCCCAGACGAGGAGUUUAAAGAAGAGCCCAAAGGGGUUGCCUGGCCCGCUGCCACUUCAGCAGAGUCUCGGGCAGAUAGUCCCAGGGUGGCGGAAGAGCCCCAUGCCCCGUCACUCGGGCAGGGCCCUGAGGUGAGCGGCACCGGUGAAGCAGUGUCGUCUCCCAGCAAGAAUGACAUUCUGGAGGUCAAAGUGGCCGGGGAGGCCCCCAAGUCGGAGCCAGAGAUGAAGGUCAUCUGCACAGAGUGUGGAGUGAGCUUCCCAGAGCUGGCCCGCCUGGAGACGCACCAGCUGCGGUCUCACCCAGGGUCGCGCUCCUUCCCAUGCCUGUGCUGCGGAAAGAGCUUCGGCCGCAGCUCCAUCCUCAAGCUGCACAUGCGCACACACACGGACGAGCGUCCCCACGCCUGCCACCUCUGCAGCCACCGCUUCCGCCAGAGCUCGCACCUGAGCAAGCACCUGCAGACGCACUCCUCUGAGCCCGCCUUCCUAUGCGCCGAGUGCGGCCAGGGCUUCCAGCGCCGGUCCAGCCUCAUGCAGCACCUGCUGGCCCACGCCCAGGACCAGAAGCUGCCGUGCGCCCCAGAGACCAAGACUGAAGCGCCCGAGCCGGCCGUCGUCCUGUGCUCCCACUGCGGCCAAACCUUCCAGCGCCGCUCCAGCCUCAAGCGCCACCUGCGGAUCCACGCCAAGGACCAGGGUCACCAGUGCUCCGAAUGCUCAGGCAGCUUGCGCCCGGGCCCCGAGCGAAGGCCCUAUGUGUGCAGCGACUGUGGCAAGGCCUUCCGGCGCAGCGAGCACCUGGGGGCCCACAGGCGCGUGCACACAGGCGAGCGGCCUUUCUCCUGCCAGGUCUGCGGCCGCAGCUUCAGCCAGAGCUCCCAGUUGAUCUGCCACCAGCGAGUGCACACGGGUGAGAAGCCCUAUGGCUGCCCGCACUGCGGAAAGCGCUUCGUGCGCCGAGCUGGCCUCGCCCGCCACCUCCUGACCCACGGCGGCCCGAGGCCCCAUCACUGCACCCAGUGCGGCAAGAGCUUCAGCCAGACGCAGGACCUCGCCCGCCACCGGCGCAGCCACACUGGCGAGAAGCCCUGCCGCUGCAGUCAGUGCGGAGAGGGCUUCAGCCAGAGCGCCCACCUGGCGCGCCACCAGCGCAUCCACACCGGGGAGAAGCCCCACGUCUGUGACACCUGCGGCCACCGCUUCCGCAACAGCUCCAACCUGGCCCGCCACCGCCGCAGCCACACUGGCGAGCGCCCCUACGGCUGCCAGACCUGCGGCCGAAGCUUCCGGCGGAAUGCCCACCUGCAGCGACACCUGGCCACCCACGCAGGGGCAGGGGACGAGGCGGUGAAUGGGCAGGCUGAGCCCCCCCAGGAGUGCCUGGAGUGCGGCAAGAGCUUCAGCCGCAGCUGCAACCUGCUGCGGCACAUGCUGGUACACACUGGGGCCAGGCCCUACUCGUGCACGCAGUGUGGCCGCGGCUUCAGCCGCAACUCCCACCUGCUGCGCCACCUGAGAACGCACGCGCGGGAGACCUUGUACUAG
Molecule: messenger RNA, 2184 nt
Organism: Equus quagga
Lineage: Eukaryota; Metazoa; Chordata; Mammalia; Perissodactyla; Equidae
Gene: ZSCAN10
Product: zinc finger and SCAN domain containing 10
Exons: 5
Coding region: 1-2184 (727 amino acids)
Biological process (GO): regulation of immune system process; negative regulation of transcription by RNA polymerase II; regulation of cytokine production
Source: RefSeq, a predicted model, not a curated record